CCCAUAAAAGAUGGUCGGCUGUGAUGUCCUAAAAGGCUGCAAGUGGAGAUGGAUAAAGAUGAUGCAGAUAGAGAGAGAAAGUAGAUAACAAAAUGAACAAGGAAAUGAAAUCAUGUGCUAAUGGAACAGGAAAUGUUUACUGAAAAGUAGAGCUGCCGACCAAAUCCAGCCAAACACAACUCAAUCAAGUGAGUUGCUCAAGGAUUAGUGUCGAUGAGCUCAGUACUCGAUUCACCUCCUCUCUCAUAUAAAUCGAGCAUUCGACUCUCUUCCCUCGUCCCAACACUCGACUUCUCCCUUUUGAUCUCUUCUCUUCUUUCUUCUUCCGCUUGAAACCACCAUAGCUAGCCAGCAUGGGCAGGUCUCCGUGCUGUGAGAAGGCUCAUACGAACAAGGGAGCUUGGACGAAAGAGGAAGACGAGAAGCUGAUCUCUUACAUCAGCCAUGGCGAAGGCUGCUGGAGAUCACUCCCCAAAGCUGCAGGUCUGCUUCGAUGUGGCAAGAGCUGCCGGCUCAGGUGGAUAAACUACCUCCGCCCCGAUCUCAAGCGCGGCAACUUUACGGCGGCAGAAGACGAGCUCAUCAUCAAACUCCAUGGCUUGCUUGGGAACAAAUGGUCUCUCAUAGCAGGGCGAUUGCCGGGUAGGACCGACAACGAGAUCAAGAACUACUGGAAUACAACCAUCAAGAGGAAGCUCCUCGGCCGUGGCCUCGACCCUCAGACUCACCGACCCAUCGAGCUGAUCACUAACCCCUUCGCUACCUUAAAACAACAAGACGUGUCCAUGGCUCAGGACUGCACGACUGUAGCAAAGGUCUUAAGCUUCUCCAGCGACGACGGCAGCAGCAGCAGCACCGACCUCAAUCUCGAUCUCUCCAUAAGCCCUCCUUACCACCCUUCUGCAGAAGUGUCAGUGGCAACCACAUCACAAUACUUUGUGCUGCAAUCUUGGUUUAACCCAAGCUAGUACCGAAGCCUGUAGCUGCGCCCAGAACAUCCCAAAAACACUUGUAUUUAGUUACAGUAGAGGAAGGACAACACAUACAGCUUAGAUGAGUAAAGGUGCUUCAGUAGCCAAUUCUGAUGUGUGUACUUUUUUUGCUUGCGAAAAAGGUUCUUCUGCAACAAAACGAACUGAAGUGAUAAGGGAAGCCGGACACCGGCGGCUUGUGAAAAAUCCUACUCUCUUCGAUGUACUGGUGAUGCCCAAUCUCUAUGGAGAUAUAAUCAGUGACCUUUGUGCAGGACUGAUUGGAGGGCUGGGCUUAACUCCUAGUUGCAACAUUGGUGAAGGUGGCAUCGCUCUAGCAGAAGCCGUACAUGGGUCAGCCCCUGAUAUAGCUGGAAAGAAUCUUGCAAACCCAACUGCUCUCCUGCUGAGUUCCGUUAUGAUGUUGCGCCACUUGAGGCUUACCGACAAAGCUGACCAAAUCCACAAUGCUAUACUUAAUACCAUUUCAGAAGGAAAGUAUCGAACGGUUGAUCUUGGUGGGAAUUCGUCAACUACAGAUUUUACAAAGGCAGUAUGCGAUCAUCUUUAGAAAGUUUGUGGCAGCACACCCGGAUAACCGGAUGGUACCAAUCAAAAUAGCGUUUGUUGAAGCGUGGAAAAGCCAAACUACCGUGUAGCUGAGCUGAAGGGUUGAAAGAAAGCGAUAGAGGGGCUUCUCGCGACGACUCCCUCCAUGCCAUGGUUCGAUUUCUGUCCCGACGACCAAUGGUGAAUCACAGGAGCAUAUGGGUCGAUUUCUGUCCCGGGAGUUUGUCAAGCUAAUAAUAAACAACGACAGUCAUUUUGGUUUAGAAUGGUGAGGGAUAUGCUCAACCAGAGACGUGCUUUUGACAAGUUUAUUUCAGAGAAUUUUUCU
Messenger RNA from Musa acuminata AAA Group (dessert banana), 1869 nucleotides. RefSeq names its product MYB-like transcription factor 4. NCBI's taxonomy places the organism in Eukaryota, Viridiplantae, Streptophyta, Magnoliopsida, Zingiberales, Musaceae. The record is from RefSeq and is a predicted model, not a curated record.